Messenger RNA from Lineus longissimus, 2834 nucleotides. Its product is annotated as FMRFamide receptor-like. The transcript is spliced from 2 exons. Bases 11 to 1177 code for a protein of 388 amino acids. Gene Ontology annotation, cellular component: membrane. The record is from RefSeq and is a predicted model, not a curated record. Gene Ontology annotation, molecular function: G protein-coupled receptor activity. NCBI's taxonomy places the organism in Eukaryota, Metazoa, Nemertea, Pilidiophora, Heteronemertea, Lineidae. Gene Ontology annotation, biological process: G protein-coupled receptor signaling pathway.
CGAACCCGCAAUGGAGCAAAGGCUAUCAAGACAGUUCAAUCGAACGGGAUUAUAUUUAAACUGUUCAGAGAACGAAACGGACCUGAAAGCUUUGUUCAACGUAUUCGUGAACCAUGCCUAUUUACCGCCUAUCGAGUUGAGGGAAUUACACAUCGUCACAAUGGUGAUUGCACUACCUUUAGUGAUAUUCACAGGAAUAAUAUUUAAUAUUCUUUCAAUUUGGAUCCUGUCUCGUGAUAAACGCUACAACCCAAGUAUCUUCCUUCUCCAAGCGUUAGCAGUUGCGGAUACCUUAUUCCUACUUCUAAACGCCUUAUUUUUCGCAUUACCUGUUAUGAUAAUUCACUGGUUCGGAAUAGGCUGUGAACUUGAUAAUUACGUUGUGGCAAUAGCGGACGCGGAUUCGAACAGCGUUGGCCGCCAGAUUGCCCAGAUUACACAGACUGUCCGGAUCCUUGCAGUCGGGAUGAUAGUCCUUGUUACAGUUGACAGGUACAUAGCUUUGUUCUACCCUUUGCACGCCCAACGAUUCUGCACCUUCGGUGCGACACGGAAGCUCAUAGCUCUCCUGUUCUUCUACGGAUUAACAUGGUUCGUCGUCCUCAAACUCGUGGAUUCUAAAGUCUUCAACAUCAAAGCGAAGAAUCGAACGUUUGCGCUAGGUAAUGCCAUCAAUCUAAUCAUACCUGCUGUAGUAAUAUUCGUGCUGAAUAUCAAGUUGAUAGUAAACAUCCGUGACACUAAACGACAGUUACGGGCAAUGGGGAGUGAACGCAAUCGUACCAAUGACGAAGACUUUCGCGAGUUCAUGAGCUUGACGGUCAAACUUAUCGCUGUUGCGUCGACUUUUCUGAUAUGUGCUGUUCCCGGUGUGAUACAGUCUGUCAAUAUGAUCCUGGCGAUGGAGUGGCGUUACGACUGUUGCAUCCCGCUACUUUCCAUUGAUAUCAUGAACUAUCUCUCCAUCCUGCUAAUGAACUUUAACUCAAGUGUGAAUUUCUUUCUAUACGUUUCGACCGGGGGUAGAUUUCGUCGUGAUUUGAAUGAGACGUUUCAACACAUCUGUGGCAGGAGGUAUAAGGCGAUUAUGUCAUACUCGCACUCUCGCAAGAAUUACCGAACUGAGUGCGAGAGUGCUAGCACAACAGCUAUACAGCUGUGUGAAUAUCCAACUUGAUGUCAUGUUUUUUCAACAAAAAUAUGAUUUGUUUUGAAAAGUGCCUGGGAGGGAGUAACGGUAAAAAAACUCAUGUAGAUAAGAGAAAAAAGUGAUAGUGGCUACACAACUAUUGAAAAUUAUAUUGAAAAAUCACAUUAAAAAAAUGAGUGCGGUGGAAGGAAUAUUUAUUGUUGCCCCAGGAUAAACAUCUGUCGACGGAUUCUAUACAUAUUUCGUACAUUCAACAUGUAGUCCAUGCACACUUUCUUUCCGAGGCCGUCGAAUGACUAGUGUGUAAUAGGACACUCAGUGUACAACGGGCACGCCAUCGGAUCUGCUGUGACCAUGCAGCUGCGGAAAAUCUGGUCAUGAUGGAAUUAAGUGCCUGUAAACAUUGUUGAAAAACACCCGGUUGUGAUGAAAUCUCUCUCGUAUUUUUGUUUGAAUUGGAGUGCCCAGCACAGAAAAUAGAAAAGUGUUCUUUAGAUACCAGUGUUGCAUGCUGCUAUCUGAGAUUAACUUUUCUUAGUUGUGUCUUUCGAGAGAAUGAUCCAGGAAAAUACUGGCAAAGCCUGAAGUUUAAGUACACUUAAAAUUUCUUCUCAUUGUGCUGCGGAGACAAUGCUUUUCUGUUUGACAGAGGAAGAUAUCGACAAAUGUAACAUGAAUACCAUAGUCAACACUCUACUACAGUCUAAAAUCAUUCAAGGAUCGGUUCGACCAUUUUGCAAGACAUUACCUGAAUUUAGAUCUAACUGUCGAUGGUUUUUGCCGCGUGCAGCAGUGCACAGCCUUGGGGAAACCGCUAGGCAGUGCGGUUCAUGUCAUUAAAAAACAGAUAGCACGGAAUAAUGAGCCAAAAAGCUGUUCUUCUGAUAUUGCGUUCUUGCAAAAACGGAUCUGCGGCAGGACUAAUUAAUCCGAUAUUUUUGGGUCUAAAUCUCUGAAGCAUGUGGGCAGGAUACCGCAAUAUAUCUCUCAACUGAAGCAAUUGAAAGUCACAGUGAUUUGUAAAGAAGCUUUCCUGAGUAUCAUUACCGAUGCAUAGCACUGAAUCAGCGACUUCGGCUGUACAUCCUACAUGUAUACAAGCUAUACAUUCGUGGUAUCAUGCACUUCGCAAAUGGUCUGGAAAAUACGUAUUCCUUGGAUUUUGAAUUUGAACGAAAAUGUAUGAUAAUUCGUUGGAUGUUCCAGGUGUAUGUUCUGAGUGUUUACCGUCAUGUUAAAAAACCCUGACGGUUUGUUAUGACGAAGGAGUGCUUUUAUUAUCGACUUAUUAAUACCGGAAUACUUCGAACGAAAGGAAAUACGAAGGAUUAUUGUGUGCUGAUAAAGAUUCAUUAUGGACAUCGCCCUGUCUGGUCUUGUCAUGGAUAUUAUUUUGUUAAGUGCAUUCGGUGCUAUCCUCCAAGCAUGUGUUUCUAUAUAUAGUAUAUGAAUUCGGACAUAGGCUGGAAUCACUGAAGGAUUUUUAAGUGAGGUAGGCCCUGAUCACCCCGGUAAAUGCUGGGUGCUGAGCGAAAGAGUUACUGGUAUAAAGAGAUGCACCGAAUCAUUUUUCGUUCGGCUGUCAAGAUCGACCUGACACCAAUGGUUGGGUAAUGUACUGCGGGCGGGGGGUGAUAAAAAAGGCAAAGUAUCUCGUCAUUGGAAUUCGGUGCAUACAAGGCAA